UGCUGACGACAAAUAUCAAGAGACUGUCACCCAUCGUACACACGUGAGUGCAGUGCUACACAUGAGUGUGGGGUUUUGCUGCCAGGUUGAUUUCACACAGUUACAACCAUGUCGUCUUUUCGAAAAGCUCUGAAGUCCAAACAACGAGACCACAAAGAGCGAUCACAGCUCGGUUUCAGAAAACACUUAGGACUUUUGGAGAAGAAGAAGGACUACAAACUCCGUGCAGAUGACUACCACCGGAAACAAAAGACACUCAUGGCUUUGCGGAAGAAGGCCAUGGAGAAAAACCCAGAUGAAUUCCACUUUAAAAUGAUACACAACCAAUUAAAGGAUGGAGUUCACAUAAUUAAACCGAAGGAUGAAGAAAUGACAGUGGAACAGAAGAAGGUGAUGAGGACCCAGGACAUCAGAUAUGUUGAAAUGAAGAGAGUUUCAGAAAUGAAGAAAAUUGAAAGGUUGAAGUCUGAGCUCCACCUUCUUGAUGUUGAUGAAGAAAAGAAAAAUAAACAUUUAUUUUUUGUGGAUUCAAAAAAAGAAGUGGAGGACUUUGACCUGGCCACUCACCUCAACACAGUGCCUGAAUUGGUGGACCGUGCAUAUAACAGACCCACAAUAGAAACCUUAGAAAACAAGAGCAUUGUGGGAGUAGUGGAGCCAGAUAGGAUAAUGAAACUAGCUAAACAGAGGAAAAAUCAGUAUGAGGAGCUUUCACAGCGUAUUGACAGAGAAAAGAAGAUGUUUGUCAUUAGUCAAAAGAUCCAGACUAGGAAAGAUCUUCAGGACAAGGUUAAGAAAGUGAAAGUUCGUAAAGAGACCAGCACUGCUCCUGCCAUCUAUAAAUUUGAGGCCAGGAGGAAAAGAUGAUGGCUAAUGUCUUCAAAUCUAUAUGCAAAAGAUGCUUUCAUUCAGCUACUCCAUGGAUCUCCAGCCAAAUUCUACAAACUUUGUUGUUAUUGCUUUGAAACUAUGUAUUUCUCUCUACUAAAACUAACUGUGUAUUUCUCUCUACUAGAACUAAUAUUUUGUGUAGAGGUGUGGAAGUAAGACUUAACUGAUGACAAAGCUGCUGGUUGUCUCAACAUUUUGUACAUAUUUAUUGCAAUUUUUAGUUAAAUGCUUUGAAAUAAAAUUUUGUCUUAA
This is a messenger RNA of Myxocyprinus asiaticus (Chinese sucker), 1143 nucleotides long. Its product is annotated as probable U3 small nucleolar RNA-associated protein 11. Lineage: Eukaryota; Metazoa; Chordata; Actinopteri; Cypriniformes; Catostomidae. Gene Ontology annotation, cellular component: nucleolus; small-subunit processome. The transcript is spliced from 8 exons. Gene Ontology annotation, biological process: rRNA processing. The record is from RefSeq and is a predicted model, not a curated record. Bases 109 to 867 code for a protein of 252 amino acids.